Mytilus californianus (California mussel) is the source of this 3457-nucleotide messenger RNA. RefSeq lists its product as uncharacterized. The transcript is spliced from 11 exons. The record is from RefSeq and is a predicted model, not a curated record. NCBI's taxonomy places the organism in Eukaryota, Metazoa, Mollusca, Bivalvia, Mytilida, Mytilidae. The coding region runs from base 92 to 2371 and encodes 759 amino acids.
CCGGGUAAAGAAAAAUAAAACUUAAAUGAAGGAAAUUCCUCUUCAUUUAUAGAUUUAUAUUUGCCAAGUUUUAUAUGGAGCACAAGUGAUAAUGGUUAAAACAAAACUGUUUAUCAUAUUGUGUUGGUUCCAAAAUCUGUUGCAUGCUGAUAAUGCAAUGGUGAAUGAUGGAGCAGGUUUCGAUAGGUUGUUGAAUUGUCUUUGUAACAAUAGCGAUGCUACAAAAACAGAUUUCCCAGAAAAUUGUACUACAGAAAAAGGAAUAUAUGGUCAAUACUUAUGUAAUUUGAUGGAAACAGAGUCAAAAGAGAGUAUCCUUAAUGAUUGUCCGUCUACAAAAAAGACGUUUUGUGAAGGUGACAAAAUGAUAAAUCAGCGAAGACAUUACAACAAAACAUUGUGUAUGGAUGCACUGAUGAAAUGCAAGGGGGGACGAAAAGGGGAUAAAAUUAAAAAAAGUAGUACUGUAAGAAAAAACAAGGAAAAAGAAGAUAAACAAAGGACAGCAGAAAAACAGAGGACAACAGAAAAAGAUUCAGAAAAUUCCGAUAUUACUACAAUUAUUGAUAAAACUACAUACAAUGGAAAAGAAAAUGACGGAUGGAAUAAAAGAAAGGACAAAUGGGACAGAAAAUACAAAUGGCGCAGAAAAGACAGAAACAAACAAUUUUUUAAAGUUGGAGCGAUAGUUGGUAUCUCAGUUGGAGUUACAUGCACUAUCAUAUUAGUUCUAGUUAUACUGGCUAUUAUUUUCGUAUGCAGACGAAGAUCAAAGAAAAAGAAGAGAAAACAACUAACAAGACUACAGUCUAUCGACCAAAGAUUUGAGAUGGCAAAUCUUGAAAGUAGCCCAUCCAGAACAAACAAGGGAGAAUACACUAUUCUUUCUACGAACAAAUCUUUAAAUACUGACGAGGCACAAGGCGAGUGCUUUGUCCUCGAUCCCUUCACGAAGUAUGAUAAAGACUUGAGCAACCGGAAAUUACCAGAAAUUAAAAGAUUCAGUGGUGCAGAGGGUGACGAGAAUGUUUACUAUGAAAUUGAUGAAGAUAAAAUCGAAUCCUCGACAGAUAUGGAGGGAGUUCACCAGAAGAAAAUAGAAGUUAGGGAUCAAGGUUCUCACCAUAGUGAUUUGACCAUAAAUCAAACACAGUUAGGAUCAAAGAAAAAGAAGAGAAAACAACUAGCAAGACAACAGUCUAUCGACCAAAGAUUUGAGAUGGCACAUCUUGAAAGUGGUACCUCCGGUACAAACAAUGAAGAAUACAAUAUUCCUUCUACGAACAAAUCUUUAAAUGCUGACGAGGCACAAGGCGAGUACUUCGUUCUCGAUCCCUCCAUUACGAAAUAUGAUAAAGACUUGAGCAACCGGAAAUUACCAGAAAUUACAAGGUUCAGUGGUGCAGAGGGUGGCGAGAAUGUUUACUACGAGAUUGAUGAAGAUAAAAUCAAAUCCUCGACAGGUAUUGGGGGAGUUGACCAGAAGAAAAUAGAAGUUAUUGAUAAAGGUUCUUACCAUAGUGACCAGACAAGAUAUGAAAUCCAAUUAGGAUCAAUAAAAAAGAAGAGCGAACAAUUGACAAAACAACAGUCUAUAGACCAAAGAAGUGAGAUUGCAAGUCUUGAAAGUAGUCCUUUCAGUACAAAUAAUGGAGCAAAUACUAUUCUUUUUGCGAACGAAUCUUUAAAUAAUAACAAGGCACAAGGCGAGUACUUUGUUCUUGAUCCCUCCAUUACGAAAUAUGACAAAGACUUGAGCAGCCUGGUCUUACCAGAGAUCAAAAGGCGCAGUGUUGCCCAGAGUGACGAGAGAGUUUAUAAUGAAAUUGAUGAAGAUGAACUCCAACCCCGGACAGAUAUGGAGGGCGUUCGCAAGAAACCAAUAGAAGAAGUUAAGGAUAAAAGUUCUGACCAUGGUGACCAGAAAAUAUAUGAAAGCCGAGGAUCAACGAAAAAUAAUAGAGAACAACUAAAAAGACCACAGUCUGUUAACCAAAGAACUGAGAUUGCUCAUCUUGAAAACAGUCCAUCCAGUACAAACAAGGAAGGCAACGUUAUUCUUUCUGCGAACGAUUCUUUAGAUACUGACGAGGCGCAAGGCGAGUACUUUGUUCUCGAUCCCUUCGUUACGAAAUAUGAUAAAGACUUGAGCGGUCGGGUCUUACCAGAGGUUAAAAGGUUCAGAGUUGCACAGGGUAAUGAGAACGUUUACAAUGAAAUUUAUGAAGAUAAAAUUGAAUCCUCAACAGAUAUGAAUAAAGAUCAAGAGAAGCCGAUAGGAGAAAUUGGGGAUAUAGUCAUUUGCCAUAGUAAUCAGACCAACAAUGAAAUCCAAUUAGGUUUUGACAACACAUCUUACCAUGUAAGAUAAGAAGCGGACGAUGAAAUUUUCUAGGAAACAAAAGUACUGACACAAAUGUAUAUAAGUGUUGAUAUAUAUCAUAUGAAAUUGUUUACUUUAUUUUAUGUCUAUAUUUAGUCUAAGAUUCCUGAAUAUUGUGUGCUUUAACGACAAUCAAGGACCAUUUACAUAUGGUUUGAUUAAAGAAGUAGAAAAUACAUUAGAAAAUCCAAUAUUUUUGGCAGAAUCAUACUGAUUUUUAUCAUUGUCAAACAAAAAUAAUACAAAAAUUUUCCUAUUCUUUAUUUAAGACUUGAUGGUAAAACUUACUAAACAAUCAAUGCUAUUUUUGUAUGCCAAUCUAUUAACUACUGCGUUAAUUUACACAUAAUACAAGAACAAAAUUACACCAUUUACAUAUAGUGCAAAAUAACUAAAAUAAAACAGAAUUAACCUAAUACGUCUAACACAUAUCGUUUAGAGAUGUAUUUACUAAAAUGGUGAAGUGAUAACGUAAUAUAUACAUUAAACGCAUGAAUUUUUGAAAUGUUUUUGCUAUUCCUAAUAUUUUUUUACAUUAUUUUAUUUAAAUACAAGAAGUUCAGACAGUGCGGCUUUGGAAAACUAUGUAUCGCAAGAUUUUUUAUUAUUUGCCUUUUCUUAUUGUCCUGGUAUUAUCCCGAUUAGCUGCGAAACCGUAGCUAUUAGAUCCUUGUGAUAUUUUAUAUGCGGAAACGUAUACAAAAAAUAGGUAACAGUUUCAAGAAAUGAAUAUUCAAACAUAAUUGGGUACGUCAUACCAUGGCACAAUAUCGAUUGAAACGAACUUUAUAUAUUUACAAGCUUUGCACGGGCGAUAAAUAUUGUAUAGAAUAAGUGCCACCUGAACCUGAGUCGCAACUCGGUACGUUUGAAAUUAGAAAAAUCCGUAGACAAAUGGUCCGCUUAUUGUCAAAAAAUAUCAUAAGGACCUGAGAGCUACGAUUCCGAAGCUAUACCCUGAUGCCCCAAUAACGAAUCGAUAGCUUUUGCUCAAUACCUCAGUAUUUUCAAGGAACUAUAUCAGGGCCAACAUAAAAAACGGCAUAUAAAGUAUUUAACCUAUUAAGAAAUUAG